UUUCUUACAAGUGUGUUGACUUUUUUGAUUUUUCUCUUUCUUCUCUCUCUCUUCUCUCUUUUUCUUCUGGUCGGUUGACAAUUUUUCUUCCACACAUUACUCUUGCUUAAGCCCCCAUCCUCCCAAGCUGCAUUUUCGCAAUCACACCCAAUCUCUACAAAAACAACAAAGUCUCGACUUGUUCAUGUUUUGUUCAUCACUGGACUGGAACGAAUAUUCCCAGCAGCAGCAGCAAGACAGUAUAGAGCAGUACAACUUACAACACUUUCUCAAAGUUAAAAAGAAGGCCUUUCUUACCAUUUCCUAAAGCCAGCCAAUCCGCACUUUUUACAAUUUUUCCACCCUCUCCAAUUAUUCCCCCAAGUUAUUCUUUUUUAAAAAGCAACAAUGGCAGCAGCAAUCAACGUUCGACGUGACGUCAAAGAUUCCUAUUACCGCUACAAGAUGCCUCGCCUUAUUGCAAAGGUUGAAGGUAGAGGCAAUGGUAUUAAAACUGUUAUUCCCAACAUGGCAGAAAUUGCACGCGCUUUGUCCCGUCCUCCUUCGUAUCCCACAAAGUUCUUUGGAUUCGAAUUGGGCGCACAGGUCAAGUGCGACGACAAGAAUGAACGCUACAUCGUAAAUGGUGAACACGACGCUGAGAAGCUCCAGUCGACCCUGGAUGGCUUUAUUUCAAAGUUUGUGUUGUGCCCUUCGUGCCAGAACCCUGAAACAGACUUUGUUAUCAAGGGUGACGUGAUCCACAUGGACUGCAAGGCCUGUGGCGCACGCAACCUGGGCGACAACCGCCACAAGCUGGCCGCCUUUAUUGUCAAGAACCCUCCUGCAUCAGAAUCCAAGAAGCAGCGCAAGCAGCGCAAAGCUGCAACAGCUCAAGCCAAUGGCACCAAUGAAGACGGCAUGCCAGACUCGCCUGUGCAAGAAGACGGUGACGAUGUGGCUGGCUCCGACGACGAUCUGAUCACACAGCGCAUCAACAAGGAGGCUGCUGGCCUUAAACUCGAGAGCAAGCUUGCGCAAGAAGAUUGGUCUGAGGAUACAAGCGAACGAGCUGUGGCUGAGCGUCUCAGAGAACUGACCGUCGACGGCAUAAUGGGCGAUGACGACGACGAUGCCAACAAGUACGAACAAUUCGGCGUGUGGCUUGAAGAGCAAGGGGAUCCCAGCGACCAAGACAUCAUCGCCAAGGCCGAAGAAUUGGGCGUCUUGGGCAAGUACAAAGCUUGCCAGGUGCUGAUCCAGUGCGUUUUCGAUGAUAACGUUGCCGUGCAGAUUCCCAAGCGUGAAAAGCUUUUGCGCAAGUUUGUGACGGGCGAAAAGCAUCAAAAGGCCGUGCUGGGUGGCAUCGAGCGUCUGGUUGGUCUGGAGCACAAGGACAAGUUGUUGAAGAAGGUGCCCACAAUCUUGAUGAAGCUUUAUGAGACCGAAUUGCUCGAAGACGACGUGUACCUCAAGUGGGGCGAGAAGCCUUCCAAGCGUUAUGUUGACAAGGAGGUUUCCAAGGAAGUCAAGAAGGCAGCCAAGCCAUUCUUGGAAUGGGUGGCUAAUGCCGAAGAAGAGUCGUCUGAGGAGGAAUCGGAUUAGUUAGCAGUAGCAGCAGUUAGCCUUUCUGAGAUUAUAUUGUGUGCAUGAGCCUCGUACAUUAAGAAAGAUAUUGGAAAUAAAAAAAAACCAUGGUUCUAUAUUGCGAAUUA
Messenger RNA from Zychaea mexicana, 1694 nucleotides. RefSeq names its product domain found in IF2B/IF5-domain-containing protein. Gene Ontology annotation, cellular component: cytosol. NCBI's taxonomy places the organism in Eukaryota, Fungi, Mucoromycota, Mucoromycetes, Mucorales, Lichtheimiaceae. Gene Ontology annotation, molecular function: translation initiation factor activity; GDP-dissociation inhibitor activity; eukaryotic initiation factor eIF2 binding. Bases 388 to 1584 code for a protein of 398 amino acids. The record is from RefSeq and is a predicted model, not a curated record. The transcript has 3 exons. Gene Ontology annotation, biological process: translational initiation; formation of translation preinitiation complex; formation of cytoplasmic translation initiation complex.